Trichosurus vulpecula (common brushtail) is the source of this 5822-nucleotide messenger RNA. It is a transcript of the gene WASF2, whose product is annotated as WASP family member 2. Gene Ontology annotation, cellular component: lamellipodium; SCAR complex; cytoskeleton. The transcript is spliced from 10 exons. Gene Ontology annotation, molecular function: protein kinase A regulatory subunit binding; Arp2/3 complex binding; actin binding. The coding region runs from base 206 to 1750 and encodes 514 amino acids. Lineage: Eukaryota; Metazoa; Chordata; Mammalia; Diprotodontia; Phalangeridae. The record is from RefSeq and is a predicted model, not a curated record. Gene Ontology annotation, biological process: actin cytoskeleton organization; positive regulation of Arp2/3 complex-mediated actin nucleation.
GACGCGGAUCUGGCGAGCGCGGCCGGGGGCGUAGCGAGCUGAGGGAGGGACCGCAGGCGGGAGUGGCGGCAAGCUGCCGGGGGGCGAGACGACCCUGCGGACCGCGGCAGCGGGCAGAGAGGGGCGGCCGGGCCCGCCGCUGCUGGCUCCUUGCGAGGCCAGGUUGUUUUUCAUCAUUCAGAACAUUGCCUGAAGCAGGUCCACCAUGCCGUUAGUAACGAGGAACAUCGAGCCAAGGCACCUGUGCCGUCAGACGUUGCCUAGCGUUACAAGCGAGCUGGAAUGCAAGACCAACAUCACCCUGGCAAAUGUCAUUCGACAGCUGGGCAGCCUGAGUAAAUUUGCAGAGGACAUUUUUGGAGAGCUCUUUACUCAGGCAAAUACCUUUGCCUUCCGGAUGAGCUCUCUAGCUGAGAGGGUUGACCGCCUACAAGUUAAAGUCACUCAGCUGGAUCCCAAGGAGGAAGAAGUGUCACUGCAAGGGAUUAACACCCGAAAGGCCUUCAAAAGCUCCACCACUCAGGACCAGAAGCUUUUUGACCGGGCCUCGCUCCCGGUGCCCGUCCUGGAAACGUAUAACACUUGUAAUGCUCCUCCACCCCUCAACAAUCUGUCCUCGUACAGAGAUGAUGGCAAAGAAGCCCUUAAAUUCUACACAGACCCUUCGUACUUCUUUGAUCUUUGGAAGGAGAAGAUGCUGCAGGACACCAAGGACAUCAUGAAAGAGAAGAGGAAACACAGGAAAGAAAAGAAAGAUAAUCCUAAUAGAGGAAAUGUCAACCCGAGGAAAAUUAAAACCCGUAAGGAGGAAUGGGAGAAACUGAAGAUGGGACAGGAAUUUGUGGAGUCCAAAGAAAAACUGGGACCUUCUGGCAUGUCACACCCUGGCUGUCAGAGAGCCGAACCACCUGAUACCAGGUAUCCAUCUAACCUGGUGUACCAGAAUGGCAGCAUCGGCUCUGUAGAGAGUGUCGAUACGAGUGGCUACCCACCCCCACCCCAGUCAGACUCCAACUCUCCUCCCUCUCCCUCCUUCCCUGAUGACAGCCUGCCACCGCCACCAGUGGAGUUCAGCUACCCAGUAGACAAUCAGAGAGGGUCUGGUUCAGCUGGACCUAAGAGAUCCAGUCUUGUCAGUCCAAGCCACCCACCACCAGCUCCACCUCUUGGCUCCCCACCUGGCCUCAGACCAGGCUUUGCUCCUCCUGCUCCCCCACCUCCACCACCAAUGACUAGAGUCUCACCACCGCCGCCACCUGUUGGAUUUGUAUCUCCAGGGACUCCACCACCUCCUUCUCCUCCAUCUUUCCCUCCUCACCCUGAUUUUGCUGCCCCUCCUCCCCCACCUCCACCCCCAGCCGCUGACUACCCUUGUCUUCCGCCUCCUCCUAUAGCUCAGCCGGCUGGUGGCGCACCCCCACCCCCGCCUCCUCCUCCUCCCCCUGGACCUCCACCCCUUUCUUUCAGCGGCAGCGACGGUCAGCCGGCCCCACCACCGCCACCACUUGCCGACGGCUCUACAUCCAAACCCAAGUCAUCAUUGCCUCCUGUGAAUGAUGCCCGCAGUGACUUACUUUCAGCCAUUCGUCAAGGCUUCCAGCUUCGUAAGGUGGAGGAGCAGCAAGAGCAGGAGAAACGAGAUGUGGUGGGCAAUGACGUGGCCACCAUCCUGGCCCGACGAAUUGCAGUCGAGUACAGCGAUUCUGAGGAUGACUCCUCAGAAUUUGAUGAGGACGAAUGGUUCGACUAACUGUGCCCAUCAGCACUGUCUCCACCUUCCGCUCUGAGCCCCCCAGGAGAGCCCCAACAGAGCCAUGGGCUUCCUUCCCCAAAGUAACCAAAGAUGCACCUGAGUGCUUUCUGCACACCUCUUAUGUGCGUUCUCCCCUUCUCACUUUUCCUUCAGCCUGUGAAGUCACCAAGAGCAUCCUCACUGGUCUUCCUUAUCUGGUCUGGAGAUGCCAGGCAGGAAGGAGACCAACAUCCCCUUCUCAAUCCUCUUGCUAAGUUGCUUCUUGGCACCACCUUUAGAUUAUGUUUUCUUUUGUAAGUGGAAGAUAGUGCCUUUUAGUGGGCAUCCUGGGGAUACUUUAAACCUGUCUUGUGCCUUUGGGGUCUCAGCCUCACCUCAGCCCCUGCCCUGGAGCAGGAAGCAGAGUGCUGACCCUGGCUCCCCCACCUAUCUGCCGGCAUGGCAUGGAACAUUCUCAAGAACCGUCUAGUCCCCAGUCCUCUCCAUGAUCCCUGCCAGCAGUGGUGGCCACAUAAGGAAUGGGGUGUGAUCUUGGCAGACAAGGGCCUUCCCUUCCAGGCUGGGCCAGGCAGGGCCACCCACACCAGAGUCACCGGAAUGGCCUACCAUUUCCAUUAUUCUCGUGAAGCAGGUGUGGAGGCCUAGCCUGAUGCUGGCGAGAUUGUUCUGUACUUUGCUAGGCCCCUCCCUCUGGAGCAUCACCUUCAUUUUUACCGUGAGGAGCAAAGGACGUCCUGCAUCUUUGAAACCUGGGAAAGCAUCUUUUCCAGAAGUCCCCCUCCAGUCCCAGAGGGCUCAGUGAGGACAGUGCAAGGCUGGCAGAGCUGGGGGUUUCGAUGCUCUCUCUUUGUGACCCUGAGGAGGCAAGAAGGAACAAAUGAUGGCUGGGGUGGGGGAUCUAAAGCAGCCACUCUGGGCCCAGCCCCUCCCUGCCCUCCAGCCCCUUUACCCAUACCACUCACACACCAGGAGCCCUGGGACAGACUUGCUCCUACAAAUUAGGAAAGGAAACCAGGGUUCUGGGACUUGUCUCCAUGGUCUGUAGGACCUAGCUGAGACUAGAACUCAGGUCUGGAGCUCCACUUUAGGGAGCUUUCAUUGCCUAUGCUUUCCUCAGCAAAUAAUCCAGGGAUUUGUCCCUAGCAUUGCUUUCAGAGGGGUGGGGGAGCGCCCCCUCUGGAGAGGGGUAAGAAUUUCAUCCUGACCUCUUUAGUCUGAGGCUUUGUGCUAAAUAGAAGAAAGGAUUCUUAGGGGAUGUAUGCUAAUGUUAAACAUUGGAGCCACCUGCCCUGAUCAGUAGACCUCAGCAUUCAUUCUAGGCAUUGCCCCACCUCAAAUUAAUUUUUGAUAAGUCUUUUAUAGCUCUUUUCCCCUUUAACCUGUUUGUAUCCUCCAAAUUUAGGGAAGAGUCUACUGAUUACAUAUCAUAGCCCCUGCUGCCUUAAGGGGUCUGUCAGUGGUAGGGGUUAGGGGAAUAUGAAUGAAUAGAGGUCUUCUGUCCUUGUCCCCAAGCCCAAUUUGGUGGCUGGAGUGGGUGGCAUGUCUAACUCUGUGCCAGCCCUGUCCCCCUCCCCAAGAUUAACACAGAGGUGCUAGUAAGCAGAACUGGCCUCAUACGGGCUUUGUUCCCCCUCCUGACCUAACUAGCCCACAGAAUCAUGCCUCUCCUGUUUUCAGAGCAUUGAAACAAAGAGAAGCAGGCUGCCUCUCAAGCCAGUAGAGUCAAUAGUUGCAGUGAUUGCCAAAGCCCACAGAAACCCCUCUGGCUAGAUGAGGGUAUGUAUAAUCACUGGGAGAUUGUGCCUGUCUUCCCCUAUUGCUUCUCCUGUAUUUCCUUUUCUUUGAACCCCAGGAUGGGGAGGGAGGAAAUGGAGCUGAGGAAUGGCCGUUCAGCUUAUCUCUGUGGCCUCCCCCCACCCCCAGCACACACAAGAUCAGGGGUCUUCAGCUCAGGUCUCGCCCUGUUUAUAAGGCUCUGCAGCCGUUUCCCAGCCUGCAUUUUGGAAGCAUAAGAAUGGGCAUUUGUCUCAGACCACAAAUGGUCCAGGCAGUGGAGCCAGCCUCCCAGCUGCCAGGGGAAGAACGGUGUUCUGCUGCAGAGCUGGGCCCUAAGCAUGCAGGGGUGGGGGUGGCAUUUCUCUGGUCUCAGGAGCCAUCCCCGCCUCCUUCAGCCCAGAGUGAGACCUGGGGCUGACCAGUCUGGUGUGUACACUCAAUUGCUUCGGCUGAAUUGUGCCCUUCACCACCCCCACCCCCACUUCGGAAAGGGGAGCCAGCCCCUCCCUGCACAGUUGUGACCUUGAGAAGGGGCAGUGUUCUCUGGGUUUCUAGAAUCCACAUAUCACAUCCAUGUGCAAGCCCACAGUGGGAAGGGCUUUGGGGGGAGGGGGCAGAGGGGGCUGGCUGCCGAAGGUAGGAUUAGAUCAUUAGCUCAGUGACCUCCUAGGGUUUCGCUGUGCUGUGUUCUCCUUCUACAGCUGGCUUGGUAAUGAUCUGCAAGUCCCGGAGUGCAACUGCACAGCUCUGCCCAAUGCUCUCAUUAAAAUCUAUGCAACCAACCUCGGUGCUUUGUACCAGCAACCGCCCAGCUUAAGCCACCCUGGCUUGUGGGGCUCCCAGUCCCAGGCAGCAGAAAGGUCCUCUGGGCUCUGCUUAUGCAAAUGUGCCCCAGGAAAGAGAACAACAACAAAAAAAAUCAUGCUUUUUAUUCCUAAAUCUCCCUGUUCCUUUAAGAAAGGAUUCUAUGCAAUUAACCAUGUGUCUUUGUGAAUCCUCUAACUAUAAAAAUGCAAAGUUUAGUGAUGAUUUUAGAGGCCAGUAGUGGGUAGGAGAUAGGGGGCGGUGGCCUAGCUCAGUUAGCCUGGAUUGCCUUGGCCCAACUUCUGAUCUUUACCAGCAGAUAGUGGUAGAUUCUUGUUCACUUGUGAAAUGAACACAUUCCAAGGGAGUGUCCCCAAGGUGGGGGAUCUUGUCCUAAUUUAGAGCCUGCCUGAACUCCCAGGAAUGACCCUGUCCAGUGUCACUGAGGAGCCCGGGCUGGGUUGUCAGGGCUAAUGGGGAGGUGCAUGUGGCUCUAUGCCCCACCCCCAAGCCCUUGGCUUUGCAGGGAUGGCUCGAACAAAUUAAGGACUCCCCUGGCUCUGGUGACCCUGCCUUAGCAUUCUCCCUGUGUCUUCGCCUAGGCCAAUAGCCUACCUCCCGCUGCAGCAACCCCGCUGGCCCCAAGGCAGCUCUUGUCACAGCUGUUCAGGGCCUCAUCAUCACCCUAAGGUUCGCCUCAAAUCCAGGAACGACCUUUACUCAGGAACAGAGAGGCAUUUCGUAUCUGGAGAGGUGGAAUACCAGUAAUAACUGGCCUGGCUGGGGGUGGGGGAGGGGCAAAGCCAUGGGGAGUCUUAGAGCAGGCGUUACAGACACAUGCCUCUCGUGUGCCUCAUCUUAGUUCUUACAGUGCCUCAAAGCAGGGUAGGGAACAAUUUUGUUAUUGCAUUAACUUUAUUCAGUUAAUUCACUUGAGAAACUAACCAAUUUUUACUUUCUGUCUAGAAUGAUGUAGACCUAGAAGAGCAAGCUGUAAUGCUCCCAGAGUGCCUUAUUUUCUCUGAUAUAAAUAUAUUUAUAAGGACAGAUAUUCCAGUGGUAACUCGGGCUUCUUGGGUGAGUCUGUCAUGCUGAGAUUUAGGGAGAAGUAGGUGUGGGUGGAUGUGUGUGUGUUGGGAACGGCACUGUUGCUGCGAGAAUCCCUCCAUGCCAGGCAGUUGAGCUGGAUUCCAAGUAUUUGGGGGAAAGAUCUCAUUGAGUAGGGGCAAGUUAGACCUCGGUUGUCCACAGAAUCAAGGUGCAAUUCAGUCCUUGUCCUUGUCCUUGUCGGCCUUGCUCUCCCCAUUCCUCCCAAGCCUUGAGAAAGGCACCCAGCUUUCCAGAGCAGACCACAGCUAUGCAUCUUGUUUCAUUUGAUUGUUAAAUGCAGCUCCAUGUUCUCCCCCUGGCCCUAUUGCAGUAUGUAUAUGUAUAAAUACUCUCAAUGUAAACAUUUUAAAGAAUUUGAUAAAGCCUUUCUAGCCAAUCA